CACUGUUUGCACCCAAAUUCCGGAUCCUCCUCUCCCUCCCUCCCUCCCGCAUUCAUUAUCCACAAUCUUUUAUUCUUUUUUCCCUUCUUCUUCAUCGUUUCCUCAUUCGUACUAAUUGCUCCUCACGCGGCUUUCCUUCUGGGAAAUCACCGCGAAACUUCGCACGAUCUGACGACGAAGGGAAUGUCUCUUUUUUAAAGACUUUCUCUCCUUCGCAUUGGAGGAGGAUCAAUUUCCCAGAGAAGAAAAAAAAGAGAUUUUUUUAUAUGUAUGUGUUGCAAGAAAAGUUGACAUUGCAAGGCUGAAUUUGGGGUAGGAGGAGAAGAUGGAGAGCUAUUUGAAUGAGAAUUUCGGGGGUGUGAAGGCCAAGAACUCGUCGGACGAGGCGCUGCAGCGGUGGCGGAGCCUCUGCGGCGUCGUGAAGAACCCAAAGCGGCGCUUCCGCUUCACCGCCAACCUCUCCAAGCGCUAUGAGGCUGCUGCCAUGCGCCGUACGAAUCAGGAGAAAUUGAGGAUUGCUGUUCUUGUUUCCAAGGCUGCGUUUCAGUUCAUACAGGGGGUGAAACCGAGUGAUUACGUUGUACCCAAGGAGGCUGAGGCAGCAGGAUAUCAAAUUUGUGCAGAAGAAUUGGGAUCUGUGGUGGAAGGGCAUGAUCUGAAGAAACUGAAAUUCCAUGGUGGGGUGGAGGGUAUUGCUGGAAAGCUCAGGACCUCUGUUGACAAUGGCCUCACUGCAGACCAGGAAGCCCUUAACCACAGACAAGAGCUUUUUGGGAUCAACAAGUUCCAAGAAAAUGAACCAAAGAGCUUUUGGGUUUUCGUAUGGGAAGCCCUUCAGGACAUGACUCUCAUGAUCCUGGGAGUGUGUGCACUUGUUUCCCUAAUUGUUGGGUUAGCAACUGAGGGAUGGCCCAAAGGGGCCCACGACGGGCUCGGAAUUGUCGCCAGUAUCUUGUUGGUCGUGUUUGUCACUGCAACCAGUGACUACCGCCAGUCUUUGCAGUUCAGGGACUUGGACAAGGAAAAGAAGAAGAUAUCCAUUCAGGUCACUAGGGAUGGAUAUAGACAGAAGAUGUCAAUAUACGAACUCGUUCCCGGUGACAUUGUCCAUCUGGCUAUUGGUGAUCAAGUCCCUGCAGAUGGGCUGUUCCUCUCUGGCUUCUCCGUGUCAAUCGACGAGUCAAGCUUGACAGGUGAGAGCGAGCCGGUCAUGGUCAGUGCUGAAAACCCCUUCCUCUUGUCUGGGACCAAAGUCCAGGACGGAUCAUGCAAGAUGUUGGUCACCACGGUUGGGAUGAGGACACAAUGGGGAAAGCUCAUGGCAACCCUCAGCGAAGGGGGAGACGAUGAGACUCCGUUGCAGGUCAAACUGAAUGGGGUGGCCACGAUCAUAGGAAAGAUUGGUCUUUUUUUCGCUGUGGUGACGUUUUCAGUGUUGAUACAGAAAAUGUACGUCCGAAAGCUCCACGACGGGACCCACUGGAGCUGGGGCGGUGAAGACGCGCUGGAACUGCUCGAAUACUUUGCAGUGGCUGUCACCAUAGUGGUGGUUGCUGUUCCUGAGGGACUACCUUUGGCAGUCACACUAAGCCUGGCUUUCGCCAUGAAACAGAUGAUGAAUGACAAGGCGCUUGUGCGGAACUUGGCUGCGUGCGAGACAAUGGGGUCCGCCACGACAAUCUGCAGUGACAAAACAGGCACCCUGACCACCAACCGAAUGACGGUUGUGAAGACUUGCAUAUGCAUGAAUGUUAAGGACUUAACUACUCCAAGUGCUGCAACCGAAUUGCGAACUCAGCUCCCAGACAAUGUGCUCAAAACACUUCUCCAGUCCAUAUUCAACAACACCGGAGGCGAAGUGGUGGCUUCCAAAACUGGGAAACGUGAAAUGUUGGGAACGCCGACUGAGACUGCCAUACUUAAGUUUGGGUUGGAUCUUGGUGGGGAUUUCCAGGCAGAAAGAAAGGCUUCCAAACUUGUAAAGGUGGAACCUUUUAACUCUACCAAGAAAAGAAUGAGUGUGGUAUUAGAACUUCCUGGAGAAGGGGGUUUGCGUGCCCAUACUAAGGGUGCUUCAGAGAUUAUUUUGGCUGCCUGUGACAAAGUGAUCAAUUCUGAUGGUUCGGUUGUUCCACUGGAUGAAGAGAUGUGUAAACACUUGAAUGCCACUAUAAAUCAGUUUGCCAAUGAAGCCCUUAGAACGUUAUGCCUUGCAUAUCUUGAUUUGGAAAAUGGAUUCUCCCCUAAUGAUGAUAUCCCACUGUCUGGGUAUACAUGUGUUGGAAUUGUAGGAAUUAAGGAUCCGGUUCGGCCAGGAGUCAGGGAGUCAGUUGCUCUGUGUCAUUCGGCUGGUGUAACUGUUAGGAUGGUUACUGGGGAUAACAUCAAUACUGCAAAAGCUAUAGCCAGGGAAUGUGGAAUUUUAACUGAUGAUGGCAUUGCCAUAGAAGGUCCCGUUUUUAGGGAGAUGAGCCCUGAGGAAAUGCACAAGAUAAUUCCUAAAAUUCAGGUGAUGGCUCGAUCUUCGCCACUCGACAAGCACACAUUGGUAAAGCAAUUGAGAACAACAUUUCAAGAAGUUGUGGCAGUAACUGGUGAUGGAACCAAUGAUGCUCCUGCACUUCAUGAAGCUGAUAUUGGGCUUGCAAUGGGCAUUGCUGGGACUGAGGUUGCCAAAGAGAGUGCCGAUGUCAUUAUUCUAGACGACAAUUUCUCAACAAUCGUGACAGUAGCUAAAUGGGGACGCUCUGUAUACAUAAACAUUCAGAAAUUUGUCCAGUUCCAAUUGACUGUUAAUGUGGUUGCUUUGAUUGUCAACUUCUCCUCAGCUUGUUUAACUGGUAGUGCUCCCUUGACUGCCGUGCAACUUCUGUGGGUGAAUAUGAUAAUGGAUACAUUGGGAGCACUUGCCCUUGCAACUGAACCCCCUACUGAUGAGCUGAUGAAGAGAGCACCAGUUGGAAGGACUGGAAAUUUCAUCACAAAUAUAAUGUGGAGGAAUAUCUUGGGUCAAUCUUUGUAUCAGUUCAUAGUCAUCUGGUUUCUUCAGGCUUGUGGAAAAUGCAUAUUCCGUCUUGAUGGCCCCAAUGCUGACUUGACUCUCAACACUCUCAUUUUCAACUCAUUUGUCUUCUGUCAGCUCUUCAAUGAGGUGAACUCGAGAGAGAUGGAGAAAAUAGAUGUGCUUGAAGGCAUACUGAACAAUUAUGUGUUUGUGGCGGUCAUCAGCGUCACAGUCCUCUUCCAAAUUAUAAUCAUUGAAUAUUUAGGGACAUUUGCCAACACAACACCCCUCAGCUUCUGCCAGUGGUUCCUUAGUGUAUUCUUUGGUUUCUUGAGCAUGCCAAUUGCAGUGUACCUGAAGAAGAUUCCAGUAUGAAGUUCCCUGGGAGUGUCCUGUGCAGAAUAUCUAAUCUUGGUGGGAGAUGCAUUUAGCAGUUACAAAGCGCUCCAAAAUUUUUACCCUGAAAAAAAUCAACUGUGGAUGCAUAUUUGGCAUGACUUUGAGAUCCCACUUCUUUUUUCAGUAGUUCCAAUAUGGCUUCCAAUGUAGUUUUGUUGAGAGCCAAGAAUUUCUACUUUAGUUUGUAGGCUUCCAUAGUACUGUAGUAGUUUUUCUUUCCAAUUGACUUGAGGCUUGAAUAUUAAGCAGUUAAGCUAAAAUUGCUUCAAACCUGUUACUUCUCUUAGUUUAGGACUGGUUGGU
Molecule: messenger RNA, 3706 nt
Organism: Cuscuta campestris
Lineage: Eukaryota; Viridiplantae; Streptophyta; Magnoliopsida; Solanales; Convolvulaceae
Source: the annotation of a GenBank genome assembly